UAUCAUAUGGUUUAAUUGGUUAAAAGAAAUCCGGUUUUACUUCUUUCAAACAAAACUAAUAGAAGAAAAGGGCAUUACUUUCACUCCCAAGUUGAAAGAAUCUUGAAGGUCAGACAAGACAAGGAUUUCAGUGUAAAAUCAGCCCACGGCUCACACAUUAGCCUGAUAAUAAAUAAGUAAACAAGUAACUUCAUAAAGAAAUCCACCAGUUUCCUGUAAAGUUGAGCAACGCAGAGGAUGCUGCUAAAAACAGCACCUAACAAACUCGUCUCUGAUUAACCUGAUGAGCUUAAAGUCUUAGGUAUAAAUGCUCCUGUGUGCUUGUGACUGUGUUAAUGCACUUAAUGUGACCAUCUGCCACUGCCUCCCACUCACCCAUCCGUCUUAUGCACUGCACUCCUUCACCAACCCCGUCAGUUGUUUUGCUCCCUGGGUCUUUUGGUCUUCUGCUAAACUGCUGAGCACAAUCUGGAUGAAAAAGAACUAAAUCUGAGCUGGAAGUCGUGCAUGGAGACUGGACUGCAAGCGCAGCAUUGGAGGAUUACAGGGAGAGUUUUAGCACUCCAACUUUCACUAUUUUUUAAAACACAUUUUUAAAGGACCUUCAAGGUAGAAACAUGGGCUGCUCUCCAUCAAAGGGGAAGUUAUUUUCAAAAACCGACGGGCAGGGACACCAGAGAGAUCUGCCGACUGAUGCGCCACAGGAUCUGUUGGAAUCUAAGCCUGCACAGGAACAGGAACCUUGCUUAAUAAGGACUGAAGAGACAGAAAAGGAACUUCCAGUUCCUGAUGAAGAUGAUACCACUCGAGAGAUGACCCCUAACCCAGCUGUGGAAAGCACAGGGGAUGUUACUGAAGCCCAGGUAGAUCUAAAGCCUCAGGAAAUCCCAGAUGAGGUCAUACAGACCAAUAACACCAGGAACAUCGAGAAACAAAAGAAGAACAAAAGCAAAAGAUUUUCUGAGAAGCAAAGGAAGUCAUCUGCAAUCCACAGAAAGGUGGACUUCCCAUCACAUAUGGUGAGGGCUCACCAGGCUGCUUACUCUUUUCUAAACCCCAAUAUCUCCAAAUAUGAAACCCUUCUUGGCCUGUUGGACCAAGCUGCCCAGACACAACUGUCCCUGCAGCCCAUGAUGUCUGCUUUGGUGUUACGCUUUGAGGAGAUAAACCAGGCCCUGGAGGAGAUGGCUGAGGAAGGGGAGCUGAUGAUAAAAGAGCAUGGAGACUGCAUGGCUUUGCCCUCUGGGAUGAAGGGCCAGGCAGUAAGUGUAGCCGGUUCUGACUCAACGACACCCUUUGAUCCACAUCCAGAUCUUUUACAACAGAUGCUCCACCAGUCGGCAGAAAAGAUGAGGCUGGUUGGAGGCUCUGUCCAGGCACUGGGCGACACAACACUGGAGGAGGCUGUGGAGUAUUUUUCUUCCCUCUCCAAACUGCUUCUUCAAAAGCUGUUGGCCAAACGAGCAGCAGAACGAAGGUUGGCUCAAGUUCUUGCUCGAGUGGAAGGGGCUGCUAUGAGAAAGUUCAACCCAGAAGAUUGUGCCCUGCAAAGUGAGGACAGUGGAAUUGGGGGAGAAAAUGAGAGCUUGACUGGGUCAGAAAGGCACCGUCGCCAUCGUGGAAGUGCCGGGUCUGGAAGUUGUGGAUCUGGAGGCAACAUUCGUAUUGCCCUUGACAGUAUCUCAUGUAGCUUGUCCAACCAAGUAGGCAACAUUGAUGAUGAAGAUGAGGAAGAUGAUGAUGAGUUUGAAGAUGAUGAAAAUGAUAGGCCUGAGAGAAAAAGAUCCAACUCCUCCCCACCAGAUCCCUCUCAAGCUCUUCGCUAUGUGUAUGCCAACUCCAUGAGAAAUCUUCAGCACGCAGGUAAAAGUCCUCUGACUGCAGUCAAGUCUGAACAGUCUUCAUCCACCAGCUCUGAAAAUCCUACACCAGACUUGGAAGAAAAAAUAAAAGAGACGUCUGAAACAAAAGGGAGGAAAAGUUCACCAGGACCUUCCUCUAACUUGAUUAGAUCUGGAUUUAGACGGCAUUCCAUCAAUGGACCAGGUGGAAAAAGCCCAGUGAGAAGCUUACACUGCUCCAUACCAGUACUGGGAAGCCAACCUCCAAGGCGCCGAUGUGUCCGAAGACUAAUAAACACUUUUAGUCAAGGGGUUGAUGGGAGACCAGGACAGAGUUUGGCUAACAUUCCCCCUCACUUAAGAAGGCCCAACAAAAGUCGCAUUCUUCUGUUGUCUGGUGCAGUGAACAGUAAUGAGGGUGGUGUAAACAGCACUGGCAGCAGCUGGCCUGACAGCAGGGAUGAUCUAGACGUGGACAGCCUUCCACCUCCUCCUCCAGAGGUCCUUAUGGACAACUCCUUCCAGAGUACCACAGGCCGACUGAGAAAUGAGCAGUCACAAGAAAGUUCAGUCCGGGUUCUGCCAAUGAUAAACCAGAAGUCUGGAACAUCCCAACGCCUGAAGAUCCACAUGCACAAUGUGGAAGUGUUGCCAAACAAAGUAAAUGUCAAGUCAGAAUCAACCUCUACCUCACCUGCCCAACUUUUCGGUCAGGGGGCGGAUCAAGAAACAGAACCAGGAAGUGCAAAGAUUGCGUGUGAUACACCAGAGACUCUUAAAAUGAUAGCCGAACCAAACUGCAUGGAGCCUUCGCCCCCUCGGGAUCGAAUGGACCAGAAUCUUGAUAGCAACGAAUCUGAUCAGUCAUCUAACACUUUGCCUGUGAGAGCUCCCCCAGUCUCCAGGGUCCGCCUACCCCCAUCAUGCCCUUCAGUGCAGCACAGGUUUCCAAGUCCACCCGUGUUCAAACCACAGUCCAGCUCCAGGGCUUCAUCUCGCCCCGCUUCCCCCCGAACAGUAAUCCGGGCGGUCGAUAAAACCACUGAGGAGAUCAUUCCUUCAGUGUCUUUUCGAGACGCUCGCUCAGUUUUCUGCCGAAAUGAGCAGCAGAACUCACAGCCAUGUGUCCCCUUUGGGAGUUCUGUUCUUCCCAGACAAUGGGGGGAGUCCUGUCGAGGGAGAAUACCUACCAGAGGGGCACCAGAAACUCCAACCCGUCGCACUCAGUCAGAACAGCGACCAAGAUGGUAGUUUGAUGUCAAAUGUAAGGGCCAGGCGGCUCUCUGACUGCAGGAGGACGCAUCCCGUUGGAGGGAAGUCCUGCUGUGAGGACGUCCAUGAAACUGUUGUUGGCUGAUGCUGAAAGAGAAGCGUGUGGCGGGAAAGGAGUAAGAAAGAGGAUUAGAGGUUUAUCCACUUUCUCCUUUAUGAUAAAAGUCGUUCAUCCGGAGCUGUGAGUCUUAGAGUGUUUUGUCAUGAGAAUUCAGUCAAAUAAAUCAGUCAUUUCAUUUGUAUUAACAGUCGAGGUUAUAAUCUGUCUAAACUUUGAAGAAAGCUAACAAAUCAUCUAAUGUCUUGUCAAAUGAAUGUUAAACCCACAGAGCUGGGAAUGUCUUCUGCUGCUGAUUCAUUUGUUAAAAAUGUAUCUUACAUAAUUGUUUGUGUCUUUCGGUUUGUUUUGAAUGUCUGUAUUGUAACGUACUUUCGUUUUUUUAUGUCACGGUGGAAAUAAAUGGAAAAAGGGAAAUUGCACCGACUAUUUCACAUGUUUUGAUUUUUAUGGAGUGCAGUA
Molecule: messenger RNA, 3633 nt
Organism: Oryzias melastigma (Indian medaka)
Lineage: Eukaryota; Metazoa; Chordata; Actinopteri; Beloniformes; Adrianichthyidae
Exons: 2
Coding region: 618-3092 (824 amino acids)
Source: RefSeq, a predicted model, not a curated record